GGAAGAAGAAACGGAUGGCAAUUGGCACUGCCAGAGCCAGACCUCUCUCUCUCUCUCUCUCUCUCUUACACUCUCUUCCUCACCGCCACAAACCGAAAUUACGAAUUAUCCAUUCAAUUUUUGGCUCUCAAUCUCUCUCUCUCUCUCUCUGCAAACAAUGCUUCUAUCACUAACCUCAACUCCUCCAUAAUCUCUUUCCCCAGCAACCAAAAUCCAAUCACCAGAAUGAUUAUAAACCUCCCUUCAUCCUCUUCUUCUCUCAGAUUCCUCUCUUCCAAUUCCAAUUCCAAUUCCAAAUCCCAAUUGUCCCUCAAAACCGCAUCCCAUCUUUCGAAACCCUUCUCGCCGUCUUCAUACUCCAGAUUCUGCGGAAAGGGGACGUUUAUUAUUGACACCACAAGAUUUAGGCGGCCUGCCAAGUUUAAGAAUUUCGCGAUUGCUGCAGCAGCAGGCCUUGAUCUUGGUGGAUUUGAGAGUGCUCAAUCAGUAAUCGAAGCAGCUGCUGUGCUGACCGCAAUCAUCGUCGUCCACGAAAGCGGCCAUUUCUUGGCGGCUCAUCUUCAGGGCAUCCAUGUCAGUAAAUUUGCAGUAGGGUUCGGCCCAAUCUUAGCUAAGUUCAAUUUCAAGAACGUUGAGUAUUCCGUUAGGGCAUUUCCCCUCGGCGGAUUCGUCGGCUUCCCUGAUAAUGAUCCGGACAGUGAUAUUCCUGUUGAUGAUGUCAAUCUGCUCAAAAAUAGGCCCAUCUUUGAUCGAGUGAUUGUCAUUUCUGCUGGUGUCAUUGCUAACAUUAUCUUUGCUUAUGUGAUUGUUUUAUUGCAAGUCUUGUCCGUUGGAUUGCCUGUUCAAGAAUCCUUCCCCGGCGUGCUUGUCCCCGAUGUAACGCCCUUUUCAGCUGCCUCCCGGGAUGGUUUAUUACCCGGGGACAUCAUUUUAGGCGUUAACGAUGUCGAGCUUGUGAAAGCGAGCCCCGGAUUAGUGUCUGAGGUUGUUGAUGUCAUUAGGAAGAGUCCUAAAAGGAAAGUGGCACUUAAGGUUGCUCGGGGCAAUGAGAAUGUGAUAAUUAAUGUUACCCCCGACAAGAAUGUGGAUGGUUCGGGUCGAAUUGGGGUUCAAUUGUCACCUAAUGUGAAGUUCUCUAAAGUUGUGCCGAAGAAUUUGUUUGAAGUGUUUAGUUACUCGUGGCGUGAGUUUUGGGGCUUAACAGUUAAUGUGCUCGAUAGUUUGAAGCAAAUGUUUUUAAACUUUUCUCAGUCGGCUGGGAAGGUUUCCGGCCCUGUGGCAAUUAUUGCCGUUGGUGCUGAGGUGGCGAAGUCGAAUUCGGACGGGCUUUUCCAGUUUGCGGCCAUUUUGAAUCUCAAUCUUGCUGUCAUAAAUUUGCUUCCCCUGCCUGCAUUGGACGGUGGAUCUUUGGCGUUGGUUCUUGUCGAGGCUGUUAGAGGCGGGAGGAAGCUCCCGUUAGAGGUGGAGCAACGGAUCACAUCGUCAGGUAUAAUGGCUGUGCUUAUUCUCGGGAUAUAUCUACUUGUACGCGACACGUUGAAUUUGGACUUUGUUAGAGAUUUGUUAUAAUGUGCUUAGUUAGGUGUGUAAUUUGCAUUGGGCUUCGACAUUGAUUGUUAUGGUGAUAUCGUUGAAAGGGGUUGUCGAGGAUACAACAUAGAUUGAUUGGCUUAGACCGUAUGCUCGUCUACCUCGCUUGUAUCUUGAUUCGAAGGCGAUUGCUACCUAUUGGGUGCUUGAUUUCGAAUAACUUCUUAUACUAGUUUUUUGAAGUUGCCAUAGUUUAGUGAAUCUAUGGUUCGCGAGUUUGUGUUGGAUAUUAUUUUGUAGCGAUUGGGUUACGAUAAUUAAUUUACUCGGAACAUAGUGCUUUCUACUA
Messenger RNA from Andrographis paniculata, 1879 nucleotides. Its product is annotated as probable membrane metalloprotease ARASP2, chloroplastic. NCBI's taxonomy places the organism in Eukaryota, Viridiplantae, Streptophyta, Magnoliopsida, Lamiales, Acanthaceae. The transcript has a single exon. Gene Ontology annotation, biological process: proteolysis. Bases 226 to 1569 code for a protein of 447 amino acids. The record is from RefSeq and is a predicted model, not a curated record. Gene Ontology annotation, molecular function: metalloendopeptidase activity; protein binding. Gene Ontology annotation, cellular component: membrane.